AUGGAAAAUUUGGAUUAUUCACAAAUGAGAUGCAUUCGAGGAGAUUACUUGAAGGUAUACUCGGAAGGUGGGGUCCAUGGACCAGGACCGCCUGGUGUGAACGAAUACUCUGCAUGGUCAAGGGUCCUAUGUGGCAGCAGAGCUGAUGCCCCACCUGCACUCUACUCACAUGGACCACUACUAGUCCUAGAACUCCACACAGGAAUCAAAGCCACCAAUGCCACUGGCUUUGUUGGAAAUUACAGGUUCAUUGAUAGAAGAAAUUUCGAGACAGACGGUGUACAAGUGGCCGAGACGUGGUGUGAUUAUGUCUUCCACUCUCAGCCAAACAGACCCGCUCAUGGACGCCUGUAUAGCCCGAGAUAUCCUUCGAGUUAUCCUAGUAACGUGAGGUGUACUUAUCACUUCAGUGCAAGGCACAACGAGAGAAUCAAGUUAGUUUUCGAAGAAUCGUUUUUGCAGAAAGGCGACGAGAGUUGCCUCAAUCGUGCCGACAUAAUAAAAGUGUUCGAUGGACGGACUUCGACGGCGCCAGUCCUGGCAAUGCUUUGUAACGAAGCCGUAGGAUACGAGAUUUUGUCUACGGGACCAGAUUUAUUAGUGCAAUUCACUGCUAAUUCCGAUCUCCCCGGACAAGGAUUCAAAGCACGAUACCAGUUCCAAAUGGAAGACGACUCAAAUGCAGAUGGGGAUAUUAAUAAGAAAUCAAGUACAACGGAGGCAAUAUCCGGCUUAGGGCCGGCUGUGAGCGCCGCGACUUCGUCCUGCCAUCAAGUAUUCAGCAGUGAUAAAAGCAAGACCGGUAAAUUGACUUCGCCCCUCUACCCAGCUCCUUAUCCACAGAAAACGCAAUGUCAUUAUGACUUCUUAGCUCGAGGGAGGGAAAGAGUACGACUAGUAUUCGAAGACUUCAGUUUGCAGCGAAUAACAGAUAAUAUUAUAGACUGUGAGAGUAUGGAUUCUCUCGACGUAUUUUUGUAUGUAGAUGGCCGUCUAGAAAAGAUGGCAUCAUUCUGUGGCAACGAAAUACCGAAGCCAAUAAUGUCGAAUGGACCUAAGUUAUCUAUUGAGUUCCGUGGGAUAUACUCGUCGAGACAUAGCAAGGGGUUCAAGAUAUCAUACUCCUUUGUUGAAGAUUACGGGAUCGCAACGGGGAGCCAACUUUUAGAAUUUCCAUGUGCCUUCGUAUUUAAUAGCAGUGAGAGGGGGAGGGGUGUGGUGACUUCACCAAACCACCCUGGCCUCUAUCCAAGGGACACAGAAUGCAAUUACUUCUUCUACGGCAACGAAAACGAAAGAGUACAUUUACAUUUCACUUAUUUUGACGUCGAAGGUGUGGUCCCGUGUGAGGCCGUAUCAGCGAGUGACUACGUCCAGUUUUACAGUCAGAUGAUACAAUCCCAGAGCCAUAGACAUUGUGGACAGAUAAAAGAGCUUCAAGUAACGUCAGAGAAGAAUUUUCUCAGGAUUACCUUCAAGUCUAACGACAGACUUGAUGCAACUGGAUUCAAAGCAAACUACUUAUUUCUAAGAGACUCUGAAAUGCAUAGUAUAACUAUGCCUAAUUCUAUAGAUAAAGAGGUGACGGACGUGCAGAGCAUGACACUCGCCACGCUCGUCACUGGCCAACAUCGAGAAGGGUCAAAAACAGCAUUAGUGCCCACGUCACGUAGAUUCAGAGAUCCAAAUUUAACUUUAGGAUUUUAA
This is a messenger RNA of Spodoptera exigua (beet armyworm), 1707 nucleotides long. Lineage: Eukaryota; Metazoa; Arthropoda; Insecta; Lepidoptera; Noctuidae. The record is from the annotation of a GenBank genome assembly.